Drosophila bipectinata is the source of this 3694-nucleotide messenger RNA. The record is from RefSeq and is a predicted model, not a curated record. Lineage: Eukaryota; Metazoa; Arthropoda; Insecta; Diptera; Drosophilidae.
UUGGGGAAAAUUCGAGCUGCCCUGUUCAAAAAACGACACGCACACGACGUGCACAGACGACCCAAACGAAGACGACCACGACGGCCAGAAAUAAGCAAAUUAUUUAGCUAACAAUCGUCGAAAGGGACACUAAGGAUUACCCAGCCGACGAUUGUUGGUUAAAUUUUGCUAACGGCAGCGCGAAAACUCAAAUUUUAAAUCAUCAAAAUAAAUAUAUAUAUUUUAAAUAAUUUAUAAUCGAUUUAAAAAGUGAAAGAAAAAACGAACAAGUGCAAAAUUGGAAGCCCACUAAAACUGUGACAAAAUUUUGCAUUUAAACGAGCGCAUAUAUAGCGGAUGCAUAUAUAUGCAGAAUACGAGCAAAAGUGUUAAUUCUAAUUUUCCCUAAUUAUUCAUAAUUACGGAAAACUUGCAAGGAGAAUUUAUGACGUGGCUAAAGUGUUGACCACGCUGGAAACUCGAGGAUAAUUUGUUGUUUUGAUUAUUAUGGGGCGGCUAACAAUUUGGUUCCUUUUGGGACUAACGUUAUUCGCCGUCUCCAAUCAUGUUGGGUUUGUUAAUGCCGAUGUCGGACCAAGCGAAUCAGAAUGUCGACCCUAUAUUGAAAAGGCCAUAAAUGAAUUGAAAACAGAUGGUGUCAGGGAUGGAUCUGGAGAACUACAAUCCGAUCAGCCACGAGGGGACGACGACGACGACGAUGAUGAUGAUGAGGACGCGAAAAGUGCCAACGACCUGGACGGCGAUGGCAUUCCCGAUGACGAGGACGAUGAUAUUGACGGAGAUGGCAUACCGAACGAAAAGGACGACGACAUCGAUGGCGAUGGCAUACCCAAUGAGGAGGAUGACGACAUGGAUGGCGAUGGCAUACCCAAUGAAGAUGACGACGACAUCGAUGGCGAUGGUGUGCCCAACUCCAAGGAUGAGGACAUCGAUGGCGAUGGUGUGCCAAACUCCAAGGACGAAGACAUCGAUGGCGACGGAAAGGCGAAUCACGAGGACGAUGAUCUAGAUGGCGAUGGCACUCCAAAUCAUGAGGAUGAGGAUCUGGAUGGCGAUGGUGUGCCCAAUACCGAAGAUGAUGAUCUAGACGGCGAUGGCACUGUCAAUCAUGAGGAUGAAGAUCUUGAUGGUGAUGGUGUGAAAAAUGAUGAAGAUGAGGAUCUCGAUGGUGAUGGCAAAGUAAAUCAUGAGGACGAAGAUCUAGAUGGCGAUGGCGUUAGGAACGAAAAGGACGACGACUUGGAUGGCGAUGGCACCAACAAUUCUCAGGAUGAGGAUCUUGAUGGCGAUGGUGUGCCAAACGAAAAGGACGAAGAUCUGGAUGGCGAUGGCAUCCUGAAUGAACACGAUGGGGAUGUCGAUGGCGAUGGGGUUCCCAACGAGCACGAUCACAAGGAUAGUGGCGAGAACAACGAUGAUGAUGACGACGACGACGAUGAUGAUGAUGAUGAUAAGAAGGAGGCGGUCAAGAAGCGCAGCAAGCGUGAAGUGGAUGCUGCUCCCGUUCUGGACAUCGAGGCUCCUCCAAGCCCCACUGAAGAGUUCCCCGUAGAGGAGGAAAUCGUUAAGGAGGAAUCCGCCGAAGCCGAAGCUGAAAAGGAACAGGAACAGGAACCAGAGCCAGAAGUCGAGGUCGAGGCAGAAAAAGAUCCCGAGCCAGAGCCUGUCCAAGAGGAAAAGGAAGAGUCUGUAGAAGAGAAGGAAGAGGAACAGGCAGCUCCAGUCGAGGAGGCUAAAGAGGAGUCCGCUGAGCAGGAAGCUGCUCCCCAGGAACCCGAGGCUGCCAAGGAAGAUGCUGUGGAAUCCGAAGAAGCUCAGGAUGAGCCCCAGGCAGAUGCUGCUAAGGAAGCCGCUGGUGACGACGACGAUGAUGACGAUACCAAACCGGAAGAUGAACUUCUCUGGGAAGGAGAAAUCCCCCAGAAUCGUCGCAGUCGCCAGCACAUUUCGGAACUUCUCCAAUUGGACGAGGAGUUCAAUGCCCGCGAAAAGGCCACCGAUAAUGUGGCUGAAAUCAUCCUGCGUGACAUCAAGCGCAUCUACGAGAAUGCCGUCAAACCCCUGGAGACUCUCUACAAAUACCGCGAUCUGAGCAACCGCCAUUUUAGUGAUCCGGAGAUCUUCUCCAAGCCUCUGAUCUUGUUCAUGGGGCCCUGGUCCGGUGGCAAGUCCUCCAUCCUGAACUAUUUAACCGAUAAUGAGUACACACCGAAUUCGCUUAGAACUGGUGCUGAACCCUCGCCAGCCUACUUCAAUAUCCUGAUGUGGGGCAACGAGACGGAGGUUCUUGACGGCACCCAGCUGGCAGCCGACUACACCUUCUCUGGACUGCAGAAGUUCGGCCAGGGACUGGAGGAGCGUCUGCGAGGACUCAAAAUGAAGAGCAAGCUGCUCGAGAAGGUCAACAUCGUCGAGAUACCCGGCAUUCUAGAAGUGCGCAAGCAGGUAUCCCGCGUCUUCCCCUUCAACGACGCCUGCCAGUGGUUCAUCGAUCGGGCGGACAUCAUCUUUCUGGUGUACGACCCGGCCAAGUUGGAUGUGGGUCCCGAGACGGAGGCCAUUCUCGACCAGCUGAAGGGACGCGAGUACCAGACGCGCAUCAUCCUCAACAAGGCUGACACUGUCAAGCCAGAGGAGUUGUUGCGCGUCCAGGGCGCUCUCAUCUGGAACAUCUCGCCCCUGAUGUCCUCCGCCCAGCCGCCGCUGAUGUACACCACCUCGUUGUGGACCCAUCCCUACCAGGACGGUGCCCCGGCCCGCCUGCUGCUUGCCCAGGAGCGUGCCUUCCUGCGUGAUCUGCGCACGGCUAUUGACAAGAGGAUCGAGCACAAGAUUGCCAGCGCCAGACGUUUUGCGGUGCGUGUUCGCAAUCACGCCAAGAUGGUGGACUGUUACCUGAACACCUUCUACAACCACAAGACCUUGUUCGGCAACAAGAAGCGCAUCGCCGACGACAUCAUUGACCAUCCUCAGAACUACCACAUCUAUGAGGGUCUGUCUACCCUGACGAACAUCUCGCGUUACGAUCUGCCGGAUCCGGAGGUCUACCGCGACUUCUUCCGCCUGAACCCGCUGUACGAGUUCAAGAAACUGACGGACACCUGCACUUACUUCCGCGGCUGCCCGAUCACCAAACUGGACGUGGCCAUUGCCUACGAGCUGCCCGAGUUGGCCGGAAAGUACAAGAAGAUGUCCGAGUCGGCUCUGGCCAGCAUCGAAGCUCAGCAGGAUCAGGCACAAAAUGAGCAGCGGAUCCCCAACCAGGCUGAUCCGAAAAAGACGAGUUGAGGUCCCGGCUCCUAAAAAGGAGUAAACCUGCCAUUUAGUUUGUUUUAGUGAGAGAUAGAGAGAAUGUGACAUCGGCACCGGUAACCGUCUAUAGGGAAUUAAUAUCGAGGAAGACUAGAGAAAUGGAGAAGGAAAGGUAGAGAGAGGGGUAGCACUUACAGGGCCAAGGAGAAAGCUAAUCCUUGUUAAAGUAACCCCAAAAUAUAUCUGUAGAGAACAACAGCGCAAGACAAAAAACAGAAAUGGUUUGUUGGAAGACAAAGAAAGGAGUAGAGCUAGAGAGAGAGAAAGAAGAGCGGGCGGGCGAAAGAGAUAGAGAGCAGUUCUAAAUGUCAAAGGUUGGUUCGGUGAACUUUUGAUUUCAACCGCGAUGCAGGAGAUCUUUACUUAAUUUUGAUUUCUUUUU